This is a messenger RNA of Penicillium atrosanguineum, 801 nucleotides long. Its product is annotated as GroES-like protein. The transcript has 2 exons. Lineage: Eukaryota; Fungi; Ascomycota; Eurotiomycetes; Eurotiales; Aspergillaceae. Gene Ontology annotation, cellular component: mitochondrion. Gene Ontology annotation, biological process: fatty acid beta-oxidation. The record is from RefSeq and is a predicted model, not a curated record. Bases 1 to 801 code for a protein of 266 amino acids. Gene Ontology annotation, molecular function: enoyl-CoA hydratase activity.
AUGAACACCCAAAUCCUUAAAACCAUAACCCGCCGCCCAAGAGGCACAAUAGCCCACCUAACAGUAUCCCGCCCAUCAAAAUUAAACGCACUAAACACCUCCCUCCUCCUCUCCCUCUCAUCCACCCUCAAAUUCAUAGAAUCGUCCAACAAAGACCUCCUCGCCGUGGUCCUCACAGGCGCUGGACCCAAAUCAUUCAUCGGCGGCGCCGACAUCGCCGAAAUGGCUUCUCUAGACUCACCUUUUGCAGCACGGGAAUUCAUUUCCAAGGUCUCGGAUGCGUGUAGUGCAGUCCGCAACUGUCCGGUUCCUGUCAUCGCGCGCGUGAAUGGGUACGCACUCGGUGCGGGAUUGGAGAUUGCGGCGUGUUGUGAUCUUAGGAUUGCGAGUCGGAAUGCGGUUUUUGGGAUGCCUGAGGUUCGGGUUGGAAUCCCUAGUGUUGUUGAGGCGGCGCUACUUCCUGGAUUGAUUGGAUGGGGCCGGACGAGACGGCUUCUUAUGCUUGGGGAGAAUAUUGGUGCUGAGGAGGCGCUGAACUGGGGUCUUGUGGAGAAGGUUGUUGAGACUGAGGAAUUGGAUGAUGCUGUUGAGGGGUGGUUGGGUCUGUUGGAGGGGAAUGGGCCUUUGGCUGUGCGUAAGCAGAAGGCUUUGAUGAGGAUCUGGGAGGAUUCGUCGCUGGAUCAGGCUAUUCGGGCCGGUGUUGAUGCUUUUGGGGAGUCUUUUGUUACAGAUGCGCAAGGGGAGACGGAGCCGAAGAGGAUGAUGGGCGCCUUUCUCAAGGGGAAGGGGAAGAGGUCUUGA